This is a messenger RNA of Juglans regia (Persian walnut), 1786 nucleotides long. Its product is annotated as flavonol 3-O-glucosyltransferase F3GT2-like. NCBI's taxonomy places the organism in Eukaryota, Viridiplantae, Streptophyta, Magnoliopsida, Fagales, Juglandaceae. Gene Ontology annotation, molecular function: UDP-glycosyltransferase activity. Bases 103 to 1602 code for a protein of 499 amino acids. The transcript has 2 exons. The record is from RefSeq and is a predicted model, not a curated record.
CGUGAAUGACGAACUUGCACUCUUUCAUCCUCCCCACUCCAGCCCGUCCAUUUCUCUCUCAACAACCUCACACGCCAACAAAAACCUUUCUUCUGUCUAUUAAUGCAUGACUGUCACCGCACAUUAAUCUGUGCAGAAACUCAAACGAAAUCAUCGACCCAAAUAGCCCUUUGCACCUCUCCAUUAAACAAAUUACUACCUACAGAAGACAACCACUGCAACAAUCCACAAUCUAUGGAAGACAACAACAACGAAGUGCAAAAACACGUAGCCGUGUUAGCGUUCCCAUUCGGCAGCCAUGCUGCCCCACUCCUCAGCCUCGUCAAUGCAAUCGCGGCCACAGCCCCGUUUGUGAAGUUCUCGUUCUUCAGCACGGCUGUAUCCAACCACUCCACCUUCUCCUGUUCUGCUAAUCAGGUGAAUAACAUAAAGCCCUACGACGUGCCCGACGGCUUGCCGGAGGGCUACGUGGUUACCGAGAAUCCGAUUGAGCCAAUGGAGCUGUUUCUGAAGGCAACGCCGGGGAACUUUAGGAGCGUUACGGAAGCCGCGGCGGCGGAGGCGGGGAGUAAGAUCAGCUGCGUUAUGAGCGAUGCGUUUUUUGCGUUUGCUGGAAAAAUGGCUAAGGAAAUGGAUGUGCCUUGGGUCCCGUUUUGGACCGCCGGACCUCACUCCCUUCUCUUACACGUUGACACUGAAGUUAUCCGGCAUACACUAGGAUAUACAGUACGGGAUUCACAUGAAGACAAAAUCCUUGAUUUCAUUCCUGGAUUUUCCGCAGUAGGUGUAGCCGAUUUGCCUGAAGGAAUAGUGUUUGGAAACUUAGAGUCACCCUUUUCGAAAAUGUUAUACGACAUGGGAUUAGCACUGCCGCAGGCAACUGCUGUUGCCAUAAACUCGUUCGAAGAGUUAGACCCAGUAAUAGGGAAUGAGCUCAAGUCAAGAUUCCAAAAGUUUCUCAAUAUUGGUCCCUUUCCCCUAACAUUGUCUCCACCAUUCACUUCUGAUGAGCAUGGCUGCCUGCAUUGGUUGGACAUGCACAAAACUGCAUCUGUUGCAUAUAUUAGCUUUGGAAGGGUGAUAACACUGCCGCCGCAUGAGCUCACGGCAAUGGCAGAAGCACUGGAGGCAACUGGGAUUCCAUUCCUUUGGUCAUUUAGGGGCAAUAUAGAGGGAAAACUUCCGGAGGGAUUCAUGGAAAGGACGAGUAGUUCAAGAGGAAAAUUUGUUCCUUGGGCUCCUCAGAUGCAAGUCUUAGAACAUCGUUCGGUAGGAGUGUUUGUGACACAUUGUGGGUGGAACUCGGUUUUGGAGAGUAUUGCGGCUAGGGUGCCCAUGAUAUGCAGGCCAGUUUUUGGAGACCAGAAGCUGAACAGGCGGAUUGUGGAGUCCGUUUGGGGCAUUGGCGUGGGGAUUGAGGGUGGGGUUUUCACCAAAGAUGGAGCUGUAAAAGCCCUGGAAUUAACUUUGUUGAGUGAACAAGGGAAGAAAAUGAGAGAAAAAGCUGAAGCCUGCUUCAAACGGCCAGCCUUGAAAGCUGCUGGACCGGAUGGUAGCUCUAGAGAAAAUUUCAAGACUCUGGUUGAGUUAAUCACCAAGUAAAAUGGAAAUUAGUGAUACGAGUCUCGUGCUAUAUAUUAGAUCAUCGCACUACCAUCUUGCCGAGAGAGAGAGAAGAAGCUGCGAUACAUCAUGCAUAUGGCAUCAAUAUCUCGUUUUAGUAGGUGUUGAUCAACAUUGGAUUGGACUUCAACGGGAAAUUUAGUAAAAUAUAUCUUUUUAUGCA